This is a messenger RNA of Thrips palmi, 1767 nucleotides long. Its product is annotated as U6 small nuclear RNA (adenine-(43)-N(6))-methyltransferase. Bases 286 to 1707 code for a protein of 473 amino acids. Gene Ontology annotation, biological process: rRNA base methylation. Gene Ontology annotation, molecular function: 23S rRNA (adenine(1618)-N(6))-methyltransferase activity. NCBI's taxonomy places the organism in Eukaryota, Metazoa, Arthropoda, Insecta, Thysanoptera, Thripidae. The transcript has 6 exons. Gene Ontology annotation, cellular component: nucleus. The record is from RefSeq and is a predicted model, not a curated record.
CACAAGACCGAACUGAAAGUUCACAUAGCAUUACAGAAAUUUGAAAGGAUCUCUGGUGUUUUCCCACAGCAAUGCCUCCUUUUUAUUUUUCAUUGAUGGCUUGACUCUAGUUUCUGACAAACAACGUGUGGUGGGCUUGGGGGGGGGAGGGGGGGAGUGCUGUAUGAAAAAUACUUUAGGCUUUCGAACUAUGAGAAAUUAAGAUUGUUUUGUUUGUGGCUGAGCAACUAAGGCUAGUUUUAAUAUCCUCACAUCAAGACAGAGACGAAUCAAUUCAAUUGAAACAUGGCUUUGAAUCGGAAAAUGCAUCCCAGGAAUAAAUACAAGACACCUCCAAGUUUUAAAGAAUUGGCUCUCAAAAAUGAAGAGUUUCGACAAUUUGCCAAAAUUGACAUAAGUGGCAAAGUGUUAAUUGACUUCAAAAACGCCGACGCUUUGCGUGCCUUGACAAGAGUCUUACUCAAAGAAGAUUGGGGCUUAGAUGUUGUAUUACCUUCAGAGUAUCUAGUCCCGACUCUUCCUCUACGCUUAAACUAUAUUCUAUGGCUGGAGGAUUUAGUGGCAGCCCUCGAGGUGGAUGAUUCUGGAAGCCCAGUGUAUGGUAUUGAUAUAGGUACAGGAGCAUCUUGUGUGUACCCUCUUUUAGCAGCUAAAAAGAAUGGAUGGCAUAUGAUAGGUACUGAAAAGAAUGAAGUGUGUUUUGAUCAUGCCACACAGAAUGUGCUUCGUAACAAUUUGGAAUCCCUGGUGAAAGUCAAAAAAGUUGAUGGAGAGGCCAUAAUUCAAGAUUCUAUAUUGGAGAAUACAUUUGACCCCAAGCCACCAUGUUUUCACUUCACAAUGUGCAAUCCCCCAUUCUAUGCCUCAGAGGAAGAUGUAGAAAAGACUAACAAGAGCCGCUCAAUGAGUUCUCCUCGACCACCUCCAAACAAUGCACGCACAGGCUCAGCCAAUGAAAUUGUCGUGGAAGGAGGAGAAGUUGCAUUUGUUUUUAAAAUGAUUGAUGAUUCUUUCAAAUUGAAAGACAACAUUCGAAUCUUUACAACUAUGGUUGGUCACAAGUCAAGUGUUCCCAAAAUUUUGCAGUAUUUGAAGAGUAAAAACAUCAAGGAAGUGGCUUCCUCUGAAUUUUGCCAAGGCAAGGUCACUAGGUGGGGUUUAGCAUGGAGCCAUUCUGUUCACCUGACAUGUGAAUCACUUUCUACAGAGCCAGUAAAUGUGAAACAGAAGCCGAAACCCCCUCUCCUUUAUAAAUUGCCUAAACCUAAAAAUGACUUGUUCAACACCUUCGAUUCUUUUGUGAGCAAAGUUAAGGUGCUCAUGGACAAGCUAAAUUUGCAAUAUAAGUGCGUAAUCAAAGAUGUUAAGUCAGUGGGUUUCCAAGUUUCUGCUCUGAGCAAUACCUGGUCCAACCAGAGAAGAAAACGUCGUGAUCAGCUUAGGCAAGGGACCACCACAGACGAAGCAGCUGGCAAUCAAGGGUGCAGUGAGACUUGCAACAUUAAAGGCAAAGAAGAAACAGAUGAGCCGCCAUCGAAAAGAGCUAAGAAAGGAGAUGUUGUUCCCCUAGCAGUAGUAGGCCUCAUCUUGAGGGAAGAAGAUGCCGAGGACGGCAGCACCAAAAUAUUAGAAAUUAACUGGCUACAAGGCAGUGGGGGUAGAGAAUCAUCUCACCAAAUCUUGCAAUAUAUGAAAAAUAAUAUUUGAUUGUGUGAAAAGGACUGAGAUUGAUUAAAAACACAAUUAAUUCAUUGGUUACCCAACAAA